This is a messenger RNA of Cuscuta campestris, 1792 nucleotides long. NCBI's taxonomy places the organism in Eukaryota, Viridiplantae, Streptophyta, Magnoliopsida, Solanales, Convolvulaceae. The record is from the annotation of a GenBank genome assembly.
CUUAUUCUUUAGAACUCGGACUUCCAUCUGUGGUUGCAUUCAUGUAAUGCUCGGAAUUGAAUUCGUACUUUGACUCUUGAGCUCGACGUCUUUCCAAGAGCCAAUCUCGGUUGCAAACAAGUGUUUCAAGAGAUUCAGCACUAAGACAACUUCGGAACACAGUUAGAAUGUUGCCGCCAGCACUGAAUUCGUGUUCCACUGCUACAGUUGAUACCGGGACGGACAACACUUGUCUUGCCAGAGUGAUGGAGGAAACAUUCUCGUCCUCCUUGGAUUUCUUGCCGCCGUUGAAGAUCUUGGAAACCUUGGAGAUUGUCUUCUUCAUGAAGAGGAAACGUGGAGAUCAAAAGAGAAGGCAGUGGCCCUAUGACCCAGAAAAAUAUUGCAACUUCCAUAGAAGGCCUGGACACGCCACUGAAGAAUGCCAUUUCCUCAAAAAGAUGGAAGGAGAGAUGAAGAACAAAGAACCAAGUGCCAAUCAGGAGCCGAACCAAGGAGGUAACGUUUGGCGUAGGGACGCCCAACCACAACAGCAAGUCCAGGAGAACCCGGAAGAAUUUCUCCAAGUAGCAGUCAUCUUUGGCGGUCCAGAAACAGGAGUCACAAGCAAGGAGAGGAAGGAAUGGGCUCGCAAGCUAUAUGUGGGGUCCAUUGACAUAGGCCAAGCGGCCAAGAAAGGAAGGAGGGAGCCCAUUGUCUUCUCGGACGAAGAUUUACCACUCAUUCUUAGUCAUCAUCAGACCCCCCUGGUAAUUUCUAUGGCUAUUCACAAAUUUUUUGUUAAAAGAAUUUUGGUGGACACUGGAAGCAGUGCCAAUGUGCUGUACUGGGAAGCCGCCCAGCAAUUGGGAAUCAGGAAGGAAGAUCUCACAAAGCUUAACAUGCCCUUGUCCGGCUUCACUGGAGAUAUAAUUGAACCGGAAGGGUCCAUUAAAUUGGACAUCAUCAUAGGCGAACAUCCUAAGGUGAGACAUAUGAGGAUGGAUUUUGUAGUGGUCGACAUCAAAUGCGCUCACAAUGCCAUCUUAGGGAGGCCUGGGCUAGAGGACUUGGGAGGUGCACUAUCCCUUGAACACCUGUUCCUCAAGUUUAGGACUCCUGAAGGUGUUGGGAGGGUGCUUGGUGAUCAGCCCGCGGCCAAGAAGGCCUAUCUAAGCGCCUGUAAGAAGAUAGACAAGGAGAACCUCAACAUCCAAACCAUCGGGCAUGUUUUGGAAGAUAAAGAAAGGAAGGAGGAAGACCGGGAGAGGCCCAAGCCAGCGGUGGAAAAGGAGGAAGUGGUGCUAUUCCCGGAAGGGGAUCAAGAAAAGGUUGUGAGGAUCGGUUUAGGGCUAGGGGAGGAUACCCGUGAAGAGAUAAUCCGAGUAUUAAGAGAAAACUCGGUCCUCUUUGCAUGGGAAUCCAAGGAUAUGCCCGGAGUCGAUCCCUCAGUCAUUUGCCAUAGGUUGAACAUCGAGAUGGACUCCUUCCCGGUCAAGCAGAAGAAAAGAUAUCAGUCCACGGACAGAAAAGAAUUUGUGAGGAAGGAGGUGAAAACCCUUUUGGAGGCCGGCCACAUUAGGGAGGUCCAAUAUCCCAAAUGGCUCGCCAAUGUGGUGCUGGCACCAAAAGGGGACCCCUUUCGCAUGGAGCAAGAGAUGGACGGACAGGCUUGUCCUCCAGUGGACGGCCUCAAGCUGAGAUACAUUCCCCCAGAUGGAGGAAGGCUGGCACGAAUAUUCCCCCAAUCACUGCCAUUAUUGAAGAGGAUAAUGGAUGGGGAGUGCCUAUAAAAGAAAGAGGGACUUGGGGA